Molecule: messenger RNA, 786 nt
Organism: Eurytemora carolleeae
Lineage: Eukaryota; Metazoa; Arthropoda; Copepoda; Calanoida; Temoridae
Product: kinesin-like protein KIF19
Exons: 8
Coding region: 256-771 (171 amino acids)
Biological process (GO): microtubule-based movement
Molecular function (GO): microtubule motor activity; microtubule binding; ATP binding
Source: RefSeq, a predicted model, not a curated record
AUACUACAAUGGGUAGUCCAGACUGGACAGGACAAUUGAAUGCAUAUACAGUACAUGACGCCCCGGUUGGGUAGACUUUAUGUUUAGUACACCUGAUCUAGAAACUCUUUAUUCAGAAACACAAUCAGGAAGAAAGACCAUCAAAAUUAUUAAAAAUCUAUACUACACUCUAGAAAGAAAGAACAAGAACAAAUUUUGGCAAUAUUGCAAGUUCUCUAAUUUUGAUUCAACACCCAAAAAAUCCCAAAUGUUGGAAUGAAGCGUAGAUCACGUCGAAGUGAUGAUGGAGGGGGCAGUAGUUCAUCAUCACACAGUAGUAAGAAAGAAAAGAGUAGAGGUAGCAGGGACAAGGAUCAGAGUAAGAGGUCAGAAGAUCAAGAGAUAGACGAACCAGAGGCCAGAGGGGAGGUCAACAAUGAGAAACUUAUGGUUGCCCUCCGUAUACGGCCCCUAAAACAAGAAGAGAUUUCCCGGGGUUACAGGGCUAUGGCUGAAAGGGUAGAUUCUAAGAUGGUCUUAUUGACAGAUCCUGGAUCAAGAAAGAAUGAUGUUCUCAGAAAAAACAGAAAUCCAGAGAGACAGUAUAUUUUUGAUAAGGCUUUUGGUCCGGAUUCUACCCAAGAGGAAGUUUACAACGAGACGACUAAACAUCUUGUACAAAAUGUGAUUGAAGGGUACAACGCUACUGUAUUCGCAUACGGAGCUACAGGUGGUGGGAAAACCUAUACUAUGGUUGGUACUCAAGAUCAACCAUUGUACUGGUAUGUAUAAUAUGGAUGUACUGUG